Messenger RNA from Eurypyga helias (sunbittern), 1730 nucleotides. Its product is annotated as cytoplasmic FMR1-interacting protein 1. The transcript has 13 exons. NCBI's taxonomy places the organism in Eukaryota, Metazoa, Chordata, Aves, Eurypygiformes, Eurypygidae. The record is from RefSeq and is a predicted model, not a curated record. Gene Ontology annotation, biological process: regulation of translation; cell morphogenesis; modification of synaptic structure. Gene Ontology annotation, molecular function: RNA 7-methylguanosine cap binding; small GTPase binding. The annotation marks the transcript as partial. Gene Ontology annotation, cellular component: synapse; SCAR complex; neuron projection.
AUGGACAUGCACGUCUUCCGGCAGCAGUCCCCAGUACAAUAUAUGUGAGCAGAUGAUCCAAAUCAGAGAAGACCAUAUGCGUUUCAUAUCAGAACUGGCUCGUUACAGCAACAGUGAGGUGGUGACUGGGUCUGGUCGACAGGAAGCUCAAAAAACAGAUGCAGAGUAUCGGAAGCUCUUUGAUCUCUCUCUCCAAGGCCUGCAGCUUCUCUCCCAGUGGAGUGCACAUGUCAUGGAAGUGUAUUCGUGGAAGCUGGUGCACCCAACUGACAAAUACUCUAAUAAAGAUUGUCCUGACAAUGCGGAAGAGUAUGAAAGAGCAACAAGAUACAAUUAUACUAGUGAGGAGAAGUUUGCUUUGGUUGAGGUGAUUGCCAUGAUCAAAGGUCUUCAGGUGCUGAUGGGAAGGAUGGAAAGUGUUUUCAAUCAUGCCAUUCGCCAUACCAUUUAUGCAGCUCUUCAGGACUUUGCCCAGGUCACACUGAGGGAGCCAUUAAGACAAGCCAUUAAAAAGAAGAAAAACGUCAUUCAGAGUGUUUUGCAGGCCAUCAGGAAGACGGUCUGUGACUGGGAAGCGGGUCACGAGCCGUUCAAUGACCCAGCCCUAAGGGGAGAGAAGGACCCCAAAAGUGGCUUUGACAUCAAAGUCCCAAGGCGUGCAGUGGGACCCUCCAGCACUCAGCUUUACAUGGUGAGAACUAUGUUAGAGUCCCUCAUUGCUGACAAAAGUGGUUCCAAGAAAACCUUGAGAAGUAGCCUUGAGGGGCCCACCAUAUUGGACAUAGAAAAAUUCCAUCGCGAGUCUUUCUUCUACACUCAUUUGAUAAAUUUCAGUGAAACCCUCCAGCAAUGCUGUGAUCUGUCCCAACUGUGGUUCAGGGAAUUCUUCUUAGAGCUGACCAUGGGCAGAAGAAUCCAGUUUCCCAUUGAGAUGUCCAUGCCUUGGAUUCUGACGGACCAUAUUUUGGAGACCAAAGAGUCAUCAAUGAUGGAGUAUGUUCUGUACUCUUUGGACCUUUAUAAUGACAGUGCUCAUUAUGCACUUACUAAAUUUAAGAAGCAGUUCCUCUAUGAUGAGAUUGAGGCAGAGGUAAACCUGUGUUUUGACCAAUUUGUCUACAAGCUGGCAGACCAAAUAUUUGCGUACUACAAGGCAAUGGCUGGCAGCCUGCUUCUGGAUAAACGAUUGCGUUCGGAGUGCAAGAAUCAGGGAGCAACCAUCCAGUUGCUACAGUCCAACCGCUACGAGACACUCCUGAAACAGCGACAUGUCCAACUUCUUGGUAGGUCAAUAGACCUGAACCGACUGAUCACUCAGCGCAUUUCAGCUGCCAUGUACAGGUCAAUGGAACUGGCAAUCGGUCGAUUUGAAAGUGAGGAUUUGACUUCCAUUGUGGAGCUGGAUGGCUUGAUAGAGAUAAACAAAAUGACUCACAAGCUUCUGAGCAGAUACAUGACCUUGGACAGCUUUGAUGCCAUGUUCAGGGAAGCCAACCACAAUGUGUCAGCCCCUUAUGGAAGAAUCACUCUCCACGUCUUUUGGGAACUCAAUUACGAUUUCCUUCCAAACUACUGCUACAAUGGCUCCACUAACAGAUUUGUUCGGACCGUGCUACCGUUUUCUCAGGAGUUUCAGAGAGAUAAGCAGCCUAAUGCGCAGCCACAGUAUCUCUAUGGAUCAAAGGUUGGAUUUAAUUCCCUUUAUAUUUAUGGUUUGCUAAUGUUUAAAG